AUGGCUCAAGAGAGCAGCAUUGACGUCACUGCAGACUCAGACCCACAGGCUAUGGUGGUUACGAAGAUGAAGACAAGUUGGAUUUUGUUUGAUGCUAGGAACCAAGGGUUGAUUCUUGACGUGGACAAGCAUGCUAUCAUGCAUAGGGUUGAGAUUAAUGCACAUGAUCUUAGAAUCCUUGAUCCCUUUCUCUCUUACCCUUCUACCAUUCUUGUUCGAGAGAAAGCUAUUCUUCUUAAUUUGGAGCAUAUCAAGGCGAUCAUCACAGCAAAAGAGGUAUUGCUGAGAGAUCCAACAGAUGAACCUGUGGUCCCUGUUGUUGACAAACUCAAGAGACGAUUGCCUACAAUAAGUGCCAUUCAUCACGAGAUCGAUUCUGCUGAAGAAGAUGAGUCACCGUUUGAAUUCCGGGCUCUGGAGGUAGCCUUAGAAGCCAUUUGUAGUUUUCUUGCUGAACGUACAACUGAGUUGGAGAUGGAUGCUUAUUCUGAAUUAGAUGAACUUACUUGCAAGAUUAGUGGUCUAAAUUUGGACAGAGUUCGUAAACUGAUUAAUGCAAUGACAAAGCUGACUGCCGGGGUUCAAAAGAUUAGAGAUGAGCUCGAAAAAUUGCUGCAAGAUGAUGAUAAGAUGGCUGACCUAUACCUGUCGAGAAAGGCAGGCUCAGCGUCACCAAUUAGUGGAUCAGAUGCUGCCUCCCAAACCAUAGAAUCCAAUAUGUCCAGAGCAAGUAUGGUAGCAAUUAGUUUAUAUGAAAAUGGCGUGGAUGAGGUUGAAAUGUUACUCGAGGCUUAUUUCAUGCAAAUUGAUGCUACACUAAACAAACUAAUCACGCUACGCGAGUAUAUUGAUGAUACCCAAGAUUACAUCAACAUCCAACUCGACAACCAUCGAAAUCAGCUUAUUCGGUUGGAGCUCUUUCUUAGCGCUGGAACUGCUUGUCUAACUUCCUACUCUGUGGUGGCUGGUAUUUUUGGCAUGAACAUCCCAUAUACUUGGAAUGAUGACCAUUCAUACAUGUUCAAAUGGGUAAUUAUUUUUGGAGGCAUAUUCUCUGCUUUUUUGUUUCUCAUGAUUACCCUCUUUGGUCUCAAAAAGGGGUUGCUUAAAACAUGAAAGGAGGGUGUAGAGAAUGAAUUCUAGGACUAC
This is a messenger RNA of Vicia villosa (hairy vetch), 1149 nucleotides long. Its product is annotated as magnesium transporter MRS2-I-like. Gene Ontology annotation, cellular component: membrane. Gene Ontology annotation, molecular function: magnesium ion transmembrane transporter activity. NCBI's taxonomy places the organism in Eukaryota, Viridiplantae, Streptophyta, Magnoliopsida, Fabales, Fabaceae. The record is from RefSeq and is a predicted model, not a curated record. Gene Ontology annotation, biological process: magnesium ion transport; transmembrane transport. The transcript has 11 exons. Bases 1 to 1116 code for a protein of 371 amino acids.